This is a messenger RNA of Trichomonas vaginalis G3, 540 nucleotides long. Its product is annotated as GTPase activator protein. Gene Ontology annotation, molecular function: GTPase activator activity. The record is from RefSeq and is a predicted model, not a curated record. NCBI's taxonomy places the organism in Eukaryota, Parabasalia, Trichomonadida, Trichomonadidae. The transcript has a single exon. Bases 1 to 540 code for a protein of 179 amino acids. Gene Ontology annotation, biological process: COPI coating of Golgi vesicle.
AUGGAAAGUAUUGAAGAUAUUGCAAAUCGUCCUGGAAAUAUCAACUGUUUUGAUUGCAAUGCGCAAAAGCCAGAGUGGUGCAGUUUAACAUAUGGUACUUUUAUCUGCUUAAAAUGCGCCGGUGAACAUCGAGCUUUAGGAACUCAUAUUUCAUUUGUUAGAUCAGUUAAAUUGGAUAACUGGAAGCAUGAAUCAUUGCAUAGAAUGAGUGAGUGUGGAAAUAUUAAAGCAAAAGAUGCUUUUGAAAAUGCAGGAAUUGCAGAUCUUCCAAUUCAAGAAAAAUAUAGAACAAAAGAAGCAAUUCAAUACGCAAAAUCAAUUGAAUCAGAUUAUCCAAUACCAAAUAUUGCUCCAAUUGCAGAUUAUGAUCCAAAUUAUAAAAAUCAGGUUAAAAUCUCAAAAGAUAAGAUUGCAUCAUUCGGAUCUGUUGGAAACUCAUCAGCACCUCGCAAAUCUGACCAAGAUGACCUUCUUACCAGUAUUUUCUGCUGUGGAUGCUUAAAACGCAGGAAGAGAGUCUCUAGUGUUAACUAUGAUUAA